Molecule: messenger RNA, 1259 nt
Organism: Photinus pyralis (common eastern firefly)
Lineage: Eukaryota; Metazoa; Arthropoda; Insecta; Coleoptera; Lampyridae
Product: xylulose kinase-like
Exons: 5
Coding region: 18-1154 (378 amino acids)
Biological process (GO): xylulose metabolic process
Cellular component (GO): cytosol
Molecular function (GO): D-xylulokinase activity
Source: RefSeq, a predicted model, not a curated record
UCAUGCGUGUCUAAUUAAUGAUGGAUUUGUGGUGCCAAUACCUAUUCCCAUAUGUUGACAUGCGAAUUGAAAUUAAAUUAAUGAUACGGACAGUAUGGGUUUCGUUAUUAAUCGAUGAUUUCAUAUUUCAGAGAAUAUCACUAAUAAGCAGCUUCCUUUGCUCACUAUUUCUUGGUAAAAUUGCACCUAUCGAUAUUAUGGAAGCGUCUGGCACAAACUUAAUGGAUAUCAAAUCGAAAACUUGGAACGAGACGUUACUGGACAGAUGCGGGCCGAAUCUAAAGUCAAAAUUGGGCGAUACGGUGCCGUCUAAUACCAAACUAGGAAAAAUUGCGCCGUAUUUCGUCGAUCGAUGGGAUUUUAAUCCCGAAUGCGAGAUAAUCGCAUUUACUGGAGACAAUGCCUCCUCCUUGAUCGGCCUGCGACUUAAUCCCGGGUGGUUGGCCGUUAGUUUGGGUACCAGCGAUACUGUCUUCCUAUGGUUGCAAGAACCGCACGUCGUCAUAGACGGGCACAUAUUCUGCAACCCUAUCGAUAAAGAUGCUUAUCUUGGACUCUUAUGUUUUAAAAAUGGCUCGUUGUCACGAGAGCGCAUUAGGAAUAAUUGCACCGAAGGAUCGUGGGAAAUAUUUAACAUGCUCCUUGAUAGUACUCCUAGAGGUAACUUUGGGAAUAUAGGUUUAUACUACGACACUCAAGAAAUCAUUCCAUUUUUAUCUGGUGAUUAUAGGUUUAAUAAAGCAGGAGAUAGAAUUGUUAAAUUUACCAGUUUAGAAGUAGAGGUACGCGCGCUGAUCGAGGGCCAAUUUAUGGCGAAACGGAUGUACGCCGAAGACUUUGGUUUCAAAUUUGGAGAGGACACAAAGUUACUAGCCACCGGGGGUGCUUCUUGCAAUAAAUCAAUUCUUCAAGUCAUGGCCGACGUAUUUAACGCACCUGUUUAUACAUUGAAUGUGUCCAAUUCGGCUACCAUUGGAUCGGCUUAUCACGCAAAGAUUGGUCUAUUAGGAAAUGAAAAGACCUACCAGGAAAUUACAGCUUGUCUUCCAGAACCAGAGCUGGUCUGCACCCCUUACAGCGAUGCGGCAGAUAUAUACGAACCUAUGUUGAAACGGUAUCGUAAUAUUAUACAAAUGCUAGUGAAAACUAGUUGAAAUUCUGGAUUUAGCACAAUUUUUAAUAUUUUUUAAUACGUUCAUAGUUUAUUUUUCUACCAAAAAUGUAACUAAGUAUAAAGUGCAAUAAAAUUGUUCGUGUUU